Molecule: messenger RNA, 1247 nt
Organism: Zea mays
Lineage: Eukaryota; Viridiplantae; Streptophyta; Magnoliopsida; Poales; Poaceae
Biological process (GO): vesicle-mediated transport
Cellular component (GO): Golgi apparatus; membrane
Molecular function (GO): small GTPase binding
Source: RefSeq, marked provisional
CGCAUAAACCACCCGCUCUACCUCUCCACGCGGCCAGCCUGACUCCUCCAGACCAGUCCUCACCCCUGCUCGCCGCGAACGAAGCACAGCUCCUUGCCUCCGUCACCGCUCUCCGUGGCCGGCGAACAUGAUGUCCGGCGGUGGGUACUCCGCCCUCGACGACCCCAAGGCCUCCGGAUCCGUCCCGGCGGCCACCGGGACAGAUCCGCAGGCCAUCAGGUUUGCCGACUCCAACCUCCAGACCUUCCCGCCGUCCGAGGCCAGGGGCAAGAUCGCUGGCGCCUACCGCCCGCCCACCGACGCCGACGAUACCUUCUCGUCCAAGGGCGGAGGAGCCGGAAGCGGUGGCAGAGGCGGCAGCGCAGGGUCGGAUGAUGCCGCGCAGGGCGGCUGGUUCCGCAUGUUCUCCGUGGCGGCGUACAAGCCCUACUUCGACGUCGACACGUCUGACGUUGUCGAGAGGAUCUGGGAGUCCGUCUUCCCCUUCCGCGGCACAUUUACCGAGAAGACCUCCGAGAACCCCGACCUGUAUGGGCCAUUUUGGACAUGCACCACCCUGAUUUUCGUUGCUGCAUCUAUUGCUACUUUUGUCACCUACCUAUCCCACAAAUGGCACAAGAAGGAAUGGAACUAUGAUAUCAACUUGGUUACCUGGUCUGCUGGGUUAUUCUAUGGCUACGUGACAUUUGUUCCUCUUCUUUUAUAUGUUAUUCUCAAGUACUUGUCAGCACCUGCUGGUUUGGUGCAAUUGUGGUGCCUAUAUGGAUAUUCUCUGUUCAUAUUCAUUCCAGCAUCGCUUCUGUCUAUUGUGCCAAUAGAAAUAUUCAGAUGGGUGAUUGCUGGUGUUGCUGGUUUCAUGUCUGCUACUUUCGUUGCUGUAAAUCUCCGCGCACACAUUGUAAAUUCCGGCGAGCGAUGGUUCCUGAUCGUUGCAGGGAUAUUCUUGUUGCAGUUGGGGCUUGCUGUUUUGCUGAAACUAUAUUUCUUCACGAUAACUGUAUAGGGUUAUUUACAUCUAAUGAUCGUACUAGUCAAGAAUACACACAAUUUUCCAUGUGGAAUCACUUCCAUGUUCAUUGAACAUUGAUGUAAUUUUUCCAUGUAUACAUCUUUCUUACACGUAGAAUUGAGAAGCCCCUGAAAUUGAAUUACAGCAGCCAAACAAGUACACAUGUGAUUGAUAUGGGUGAAGAGUCUGAUCUGUAGUCUAUUCUGUGUUCCACUGCUUGAGGUGAAUUUUGAAUGAG